Molecule: messenger RNA, 696 nt
Organism: Merops nubicus (carmine bee-eater)
Lineage: Eukaryota; Metazoa; Chordata; Aves; Coraciiformes; Meropidae
Gene: HJV
Product: hemochromatosis type 2 (juvenile)
Exons: 2
Coding region: 94-696 (200 amino acids)
Biological process (GO): BMP signaling pathway
Cellular component (GO): plasma membrane
Molecular function (GO): coreceptor activity
Source: RefSeq, a predicted model, not a curated record
AACGACUACUUGUUUGUGCAAGCCACCAGCUCGCCCGUGGCCGAAGGGUCCGACGCCACGGUCACCAGCAAGCUCACCAUCAUCUUCAAAAACAUGAAGGAAUGCAUCGACCAGAAAGUCUACCAAGCUGAGCUCGACAACCUCCCAGCAGCCUUCGAGGACGGCUCCACCAACGGGGGGGAGAGGCCGGGGGGCAGCAGUUUGGCCAUCAGGGAGCUCAGCCCCGGGAGGCACGUGGAGAUCCGCGCCCGUUACAUCGGCACCACCAUCGCCGUCCGGCAGGCGGGCCGCCAGCUCUCCUUCUCCAUCCGCGCCGCCGAGGAGGUGGCCGAGGCCUUCCCCCAAGAGCAAGACCUUCAGCUCUGCGUGGGGGGAUGUCCCCAAAGCCAACGGAUCUCCCGUAGCCCCUGCUGCCCGGGCCCCGCCGCGGCCGAAGCCGCCCGGGCUCUCUGCAAGGAGAUGUUGCCCGUGGAGGACGUCUACUUCCAGUCGUGCGUCUUCGACGUGGUGACCUCCGGGGAUGCCAACUUCACCAUGGCGGCUCACGGGGCGUUGGAGGAUGCCAGGGUCUUCUUGCCCAACGUGGAGAAAUUGCACAUCUUCCAAGCUGGGGCGGGUUGCCCGAGUGUUUCUCCUUCUUUCGUCCUCCUCCUCCUCGUCCUCGCUGGUCUUUGGGGUGUUUCGUGGCACUUUUAA